This is a messenger RNA of Linepithema humile (Argentine ant), 885 nucleotides long. RefSeq lists its product as uncharacterized. The record is from RefSeq and is a predicted model, not a curated record. Lineage: Eukaryota; Metazoa; Arthropoda; Insecta; Hymenoptera; Formicidae.
GCUCUUUACGCUCGAAAAAUUAAACUCCAUCUCCGUCAAUGUCUUUACCACCAAAGGCCGUUCGAUCGUCCCUCUGCGCCUCGCCGACAACAAGAUGGAGAAGCACGUCAACUUGCUGUACGUGCCUAGAAACAACAAGGCACACUUUGUGUGCAUCAAGGGUCUUUCUCGGCUGGUGGGCACACAAUUGAGCAAGCACAAACAGAAAAAGUACAUUUGCGAUCGGUGUCUACACUAUUUUUAUACAAGGGAGAAAUUGUCGGUCCACAGCGUCGACUGCGGGAAGAUGAACGAAUGCGCAGUCAUUCUUCCCAACGAAGACAACAAAUGGCUGACAUUCCGCAACUACAACCGGAAGGAGCGGCUCCCGUUUGUGGUGUAUGCCGAUUUAGAAUGCACGCUGGAGAAGGAAGAGAGACAAAACCGUACCACAUAUGCCUACCAACAUCACAAGGCGUUUAGCGUAGGAUACUAUGUAAGUUGCGCUUACGAUAACUCGUUAUUUAGUUUUAAGUCUUAUCGCGGUGAGGAUUGCAUAGCGUGGUUUGUUAAUGAACUUCACGAUUUGGCACGCUGCGUGAAAGCGAUCCUUACCGCUGUUCCCAUGGUGGAUCUUACACGGAAGGAAUCGGAGAAAUUCCGUAGCGCCGUAAAUUGUCACGUGUGCGAGAAACCGUUUACACCGGAGGAUAUGCGGGUGCGUGAUCAUUGUCAUCUCACCGGGCGCUACCGAGGUCCCGCGCACUCGUCGUGUAAUUUAAAUUACAAAGAUUCCCACAUUAUCCCAGUAAUUUUUCACAAUUUAUCCGGGUACGACGCGCAUUUCAUCAUCAAAGACGUUGUCAAUGCCUGAAGGCAACGUCGAAUUGUUACCGUUAACAAAAG